Opisthocomus hoazin is the source of this 395-nucleotide messenger RNA. Lineage: Eukaryota; Metazoa; Chordata; Aves; Opisthocomiformes; Opisthocomidae. The record is from RefSeq and is a predicted model, not a curated record.
UGGGACCAGGGCUUCAGGAGGACGCCAUGGCCGGGAGGUUGUGGUGCAAGGCCACUUUUGCUGGCUACAAACGUGGCCUCCGAAACCAGCGGGAGCACACUGCCCUCCUGAAAAUUGAAGGUGUUUAUGCCCGUCAAGAAACAGACUUUUACUUGGGCAAGAGGUGUGCCUAUGUAUACAAAGCUAAAAACAACACCGUAACUCCCGGUGGCAAGCCCAACAGGACACGAGUGAUCUGGGGGAAGGUAACCCGCGCCCAUGGGAACAGUGGCAUGGUUCGUGCCAAGUUCCGCUCCAACCUUCCUGCCAAGGCCAUUGGACACAGAAUCCGGGUGAUGCUGUAUCCAUCUAGGAUCUAAAUUUUUAUUGGAAAUAAAAUGGAGAAUCUCUUUAAA